Messenger RNA from Drosophila nasuta, 1577 nucleotides. It is a transcript of the gene Hat1, whose product is annotated as histone acetyltransferase 1. The coding region runs from base 74 to 1417 and encodes 447 amino acids. The transcript is spliced from 4 exons. Lineage: Eukaryota; Metazoa; Arthropoda; Insecta; Diptera; Drosophilidae. Gene Ontology annotation, biological process: subtelomeric heterochromatin formation. The record is from RefSeq and is a predicted model, not a curated record. Gene Ontology annotation, molecular function: histone acetyltransferase activity; histone binding. Gene Ontology annotation, cellular component: nucleus.
AUAAACGUCAAAUAAUUUUUAAAAACGCAUAUUUAAAAGUAAAUAAAUCUGUUCAAAAAUUCAAAUUCACAAUAUGGCCACUUUGAGCAAAAAGCGAAAACGUACGAACCGCAAACGUUUGCUGUUUCGACGCUACAACUACAAUCACAUUUUACGCGCCAAAUUAAGGGGUAGCCGCAAGAAGUGGACGACUAUCAACAAAAUGGCACAAAUACAGGAAUAUCAAGACUUGGUGCUCGAUGCUCUCGAAACAGUUCAAUUCAAGCUGAUACGCGACAAGACAGACAUCAACAACGAUGCCUUGAUUUUCCACCCCGCGAUGGCACAUCAAAUCUUUGGUGAAUCUGAGACAAUUUUUGGCUACCAAGGAUUGCAAGUACGUGUGCUAUACACGGCCGGACCGUUGCACAUCUAUCUGGGCAUUGAGUACGAGAAACGUGUCAAUGAAAUAUCUGGCGGUGAAAUCAAAGCAGACGACGUAGUGGCGACAAUUGCGCAGAGUUUGCCUGAUGGCUGCUAUUUUAUCAACCAGGAUGAGUUCCUCAAGACGCUGGACAAAGCGGACAAGUUCCAGCCAUUCGGCGAGAAGCUAAGCGAGUACACGCAACGUGGCGAUGAUGGCAGCGAACGUCUCUUUGAGAUCUAUCAAUGCGACUACAAGUUGUCUUCCUUCCUCAAGUUCUUUGCACGACUGCAAACAUUUAUUUUGUGGUUUGUGGAUGCCGCAUCUUACAUUGAUACCGAUGAUGCACAGUGGUGCUACUUUAUUUGCUACGAAAAGUACAAGAACAAGGAUGGACAGUAUCAAUAUGCCACCGCUGGCUACACCACGGUCUAUGAAUAUUAUGCGUAUCCGCAAAACAAGAGGCCACGCAUCAGUCAAAUGUUGAUAUUGCCGCCAUUCCAAAAGCUAGGCUUGGCCACUCAGCUGGUGGAAACGAUUUAUAAGUUUUAUCAGUCGCAGAAGAACGUUGUGGACAUUACUGUCGAGGAUCCUUCAGAGGAUUUCCAACGUUUACGAAAUUUUGUUGAUGCCAAAUUGUGCAAGGAACUAAAGUGUUUUGCACGCAACGAAAUCAUCAAAGGUUUCAACAAGGAAAUGGUGCGAGAAGCACGCGAAGCCUUGAAGUUGAAUCCGCGGCAAGUGCGCAAAGUUUAUGAGCUGUUGCGUCUCUAUUACACCAAUGUGCACGAUGAGAAAGAGUAUCGAUCCUACCGUCUGGAAGUGAAGCGACGAUUGAAUGCCGUUUACUAUAAGCAGUUAAAAGAUCUACAAAAAAUGGAACGCUUCAAGAUGGAUACUGAAAUGUUGCGGGCACGUUUGCCCAGCAUGAAGCAGCGCAUUGAGCAGCUGCAGGAAGAAUAUGUACUGAUCGAACAGGAUUACAAGAAUACAAUUGAUAAGCUGCGCGCCUAGAUGGAGUGAAGAUUUUAAACAAAACACAAAACAUAAAACAUGCCAUUGGGUGUUGAUUAAUUUAUUACGUUUUUCGGUUCUUCAUAUGUUGAUUACAAAAUACAAUUUGUUGCUAUAAGCCUACAGUAGGAUUCUGUCGAAUAAAUAUGUAUUAAAAAUA